Amblyraja radiata (thorny skate) is the source of this 2234-nucleotide messenger RNA. It is a transcript of the gene sgcg, whose product is annotated as sarcoglycan, gamma. Gene Ontology annotation, biological process: heart contraction; cardiac muscle tissue development. The transcript is spliced from 9 exons. The record is from RefSeq and is a predicted model, not a curated record. Lineage: Eukaryota; Metazoa; Chordata; Chondrichthyes; Rajiformes; Rajidae. Bases 569 to 1441 code for a protein of 290 amino acids. Gene Ontology annotation, cellular component: sarcoglycan complex; sarcolemma.
UCGACCAUAUGGUCUUCAACCAGUCCAGGAAUAUAUGAUUCAAUGUCUCGCCCGGGAGAAGAACGAACGAGGGAGGGAGAGCUUGUUGCAGUUCCACCACACGCACUGGAGUUUUCAAGGGUUUGUACCCACAAAAACAAAAACAGUUUCUCGAUUAUUUUAAUUGUUGAUGCCACGUGUAGAAGAAUUAAUCCUACUGCAAACAAUAUGAGAGCUGAUUGGCAGAUGUAAUUUGUCAAGGGUGCGUGAAUAUUGCAGAGUAUAAAUCUUGGCCGCCAGCCGCCCGACUGAAAUGAACACAUUUCACGCUAGGUAGGCCGGCUGUUACCAUGUAAAAAGGCGUGGUGUGAUGAUGAAAAUGAACUUGUCAGAAUUUGUUACUGUCUAACACUGUUGCAGAGCGCUCAAUUAUUGCCAGCUUAUCCCGUAACAGAUGAGGGUUUCCGAUUCACGCAGGUGGCUUCAGGAUCAGAAUCUCAAGGAGUAGUUUCACAUUUGCAUAUUGAGGACUAGGAAGACAAUGCUCACCAGUUUGAUGGAUUCAUUUUGAAGAAGAAGAUAAAAGAAUAUGGUACGGGAACAAUACCUGACAACGCAAGGCAGUAGCCUACAAAGACCUGAGAAUCAAUAUGUCUACAAGAUUGGAAUCUAUGGCUGGAGAAAGCGCUGCCUUUAUUUAUUUGUGCUGCUGCUUCUCAUUAUCCUGGUGGUGAAUUUUGCAUUAACAAUCUGGAUUCUCAAAGUGAUGUGGUUUUCCACAGAUGGAAUGGGACACCUGAGAGUUACGGAAAAUGGGAUUCGACUGGAGGGAGAGUCGGAGUUUCUUUUCCCUUUGUACGCCAAAGAAAUCCGCUCCAGAACGGAUUCUCCUUUGUUUGUGGAUUCUUCCCAAAACGUGACGAUUAAUGCUCGUGAUUCUAAUGGACAUGUGACUGGCAGAUUAACCGUGGGUCCCAACACACUGCAAGCCCAUGGAAAACAUUUUGAGGUCCUCUCAAACACAGGCAGAAUGCUGUUUUCGGCAGCGGAGAAGGAGGUGGUGGUUGGCGCGGACAGACUACGAGUCACAGGGGCGGAAGGUGCUAUCUUUGAACACUCGGUGGAGACCCCAGUCGUCAGGGCUGAACCUUUCAAGCAGCUUCGAUUAGAAUCUCCAACUCGUUGUCUGAGCAUUGAUGCACCAAAAGGUGUUCAGAUCAAAGCAAGAGCUGGGAAUAUUGAAGCUUCUUCACAGAGGGACAUCGUGUUGCAUACCAGUGAAGGAACGGUGGUGCUGGAUGCAGAGACGGUGAAACUGCCCAAGCUGCCUCAUGGGUCACAGGGAGGACCGGGACGUUCUCAGGGACUGUAUGAGGUGUGCGUGUGUCCGGAUGGAAUGCUCUACCUGUCCGUGGCCGGGGUCGGCUCCACCUGCCAGGAAUACAGUCGGGUCUGCCAGUGAGCAGCGCGGCUUCUUCCCGACCCCCUUCCGCGCUCCCGACCCCUCGCCCCCGCUGCUUCAUGAAAACAGCUCCCAAAAUAAACGCAGCUGCAAGAGUCCGUGCCGUAGCAUCACGCAGAAUGCCGUGAAAGACUUCCACCUGUGAGCACGUCUUAUGACCCGAGAUAUUAGACCGAAACCCCUGACUACCCUCGAAAAACAAUCUGCUUACAAAUGGACAAAAAAAAGAGCACAAUUCAGAACGUUCAUUUCAACUCCAACAGUGGAUGCGAAGAGUGGCUUGGACUCAAUUGUCUUUGGUGCAGGGACAACUUUAUUUAAAGCCCCACAUAAUGGAUUGGAAUGAGAUUUAGUACAGUUUCCUAGCUCCUAUAUCGUAACAUUUUUAUUAUAGGAAAGAAUUAUGGUCUCUGAAUUACAGAUCAAUAUUUUCUAUUCGUGCAUCAGUCUGACCUCUACAUCUACCAACUCCUUACGCCGAUCCGAGCAAUUCAUUUUUUAAUGAUAAAAGUACAUUGUAUUUAAUUACAUUUUGAUACAUUUAACAGCAGAGACUGGGGUGAUUUUGACCUGUGUCUGCUAGAUCUCUAUGCAAUAACUCUUUUUCUUUUACUGCAAUAACAUUUGAACGACAAGAGCUGUGCUUUUUUGUACAAAACUACGAUGUGGAAUAAAAUAUCCAAAGUUUGUAAAAUCUGUAUGUGAACCACAGUAUUAAAGCUACAGUCCCCUUUCUUAGUCUUUUUUAUAAAGCUAUGUUAAAAUGUGUAAAAAUAAAAUUACGCUUACCCUA